Hyaena hyaena (striped hyena) is the source of this 2364-nucleotide messenger RNA. Its product is annotated as transmembrane protein 180-like. The transcript is spliced from 7 exons. NCBI's taxonomy places the organism in Eukaryota, Metazoa, Chordata, Mammalia, Carnivora, Hyaenidae. The record is from RefSeq and is a predicted model, not a curated record. Bases 805 to 2172 code for a protein of 455 amino acids.
CGGGCAGACAGCCAAUGGCGACUCCGGAAGAAACAAAGAAGGCGGGGGAAAGGUGAAGGGGUGCGGCCGAGGGCCCCGCCCUCCCUUUUUCUGAGGGUCGCUCUUGGGCCAGUGUUCCGGGCGCUGGGUGUGGAGGUGGCGACCUCAGCGGCGCCUGUAGUGGGUGUCCGGCCGGCCAGUUAGCCAGUGGACUCGAGAGGCGGGAGUCCGGCCUCCGAGCAGUGGGCGGUUGUCCUGGGGGCACCCUUCGCGCAAGCGGAGGCGCGAGGCGUGCCGGAAGCCCGGGGUUCGCUGCCAGGAUGGCCCCGUUUGACUCUCAGAUUUGCUCUUCUUGAUCUGGGGAAAUUAAGGGUCGGUCGGCAGUUUAGGGCUAUUAGCUGUCUUCUCCUUGAUUAUCUGAACUCUCAUCUCCGACCCGCUGAGAGUUGUACUCACUUCCCCUGAAACAGAGGGCCCCGGACCUACUUGAAUAUCUGGCGCAGAAAAGGGGUGCACUUGAAAGUAUCUUCUUAAAAAAAAAAAGUUGCAAGCACCUUUGCAUACGAUUUUUAAAAGAUUCAUAGACCACCAGUUAAGGACCCGGACAUUGCACCUGGAGGGAAGAGAAUGCAGCCCUAACACCUGAUGGCCAGCAAGGCAGUGAACUUCGUUCUCCAUAAAGUUAGUGAUACUGCUGUUUCGGGGGCGCGGCUUUUUACCAUCAUCGUGCAGACAAAACACAGAAACUCCUACAUAGGGUGACAGACCAGAAGGUCAAUGUUCUCGACCCUGAUGUAAAGGAGGAAGAAUUCCUUUGCAUAGAAAAUGACACUUUUAAAUAUCAAACCCAUUGCUUGGGCAUAUUCUAUGAUAACAUUAGGGACUGAAAUGCUAAAUUCUGUCUUCAGUUUCUACUAUGUGAAGCUGUUUUUACAUCUGUACAAGAUUUCAGAAGUGGCCUUUUACCAAGCCCAGAUGAUUUUAAUGAUCUGGAAUGCUCUUAAUGACCUGACUGGGUAUUUUCAUAACUCUCAGGCUGACUGCUGUUCUGGUCAUCACAGUUCUGUUUUGUAUGGUGCCCCUUUGUAUUCGAUAGCCUUCCUGCUUCCUUGGUUCCCUUGGAAAUACUAUCACGAAGGUGACUGGCUCAGUGGACUUCAUCUGGUGGUGUCGUUAUGUGCUUUUGAUAGUGCGCUUACCUUUGUUCAGCAAGCCCAGUGUACACUGUUUGCAGAGAUUUUCACUAGACAUGAAAGUCGGCUUCGGCUUAUUAAAAUUAACCAAGUGGCAUCACUAGUAGGAUCCACCAGUAUCCUCUUCGGUGGCCUCAUCUCUGAUAACAUGGAAAUGUUAUUCAAUUUUCAGGCCUUUGCUGUGCUCAUUGCCAUUCUUGCCACAGCCAGCCUUUACACUGGCACGUACCACAUGAGUCGCUUGGGACCUAAAAGAAGCCCCGAGGAAAACCUUUUCUCUGAAAGUGAACAGGAUCUCCCCUGGACCGCCGUUGUCUCAUUGAUGAGACAGCUCUUGACCCAGAAGAACUUUUGCCUUUUUCUGAUCAUGAGUUUCUUUCAAGUCUUCCGUUUUACCUUCUUCAACAACUUCAUGAUGAUCUUUGCAGAUAAUCUCAUUCCCAAGGAUGUUCUUCCUUCUUUCCUAAGGAGCAUCAUGUAUGGGGCAGCCUUUAUUUGCCCACAGUGCCUUGUACUUAUCAGUCAGUCCUGGCUGAAGAAGUUUGGUUACUAUAAAAUUAUCUUAAUUUCUUUCUACCUAGAAGGAACAGCCUCCAUUGUCAUGUUACUUCUUGGACAGCAAUAUUAUUACUUUUUGGCUCUUUAUCUCACUAUUAUCAUGGUAAUUGUGCAAGCUUCUUUUUGCUUGUUUAACCUGCCAUUAGCUGACGUGGUGGAUGCAGAUUUACUGAAGUUCAAUCGGCAGUCACCCCUUUCCUCAAUGGUUUUUGGCAUCAAUGCUUUGUUUACCAAACCUGCUCAGUCUUUAGCUCCCAUGAUGAUACUCUUUAAGCUAAAACAGUAUGGAUACGGAAACCCAGAUAAAAGUACAAUUUUAGAUCUUCGUGAUGCUAUGUUUAAUUUGAUUUGCCUGGUGCCCCUUGGCAUUGCAGUAAUUCAGAUUCUGGUUUGGAGUCCAUUCUCGAUGAGGAGAAAGACAGACUACACAGGGGCUCUUUAAGGGCAAUGCUUGACUAGCAUGGGAUUCAAACAAAACCUCAGUUGUUUAUCUAUUCUACAGAGAUUACAUUCUACCAGAAGACAAAACUGUAUUUUCUAACCCCUAAUUUGUUUAGAAAAUAAAACACAUAAAACAAAUACAACAUGUUUUAUGGCAUUUUGACUACUAUAAUAAACUAAUAAGAAAGUUAAA